Lasiosphaeria miniovina is the source of this 1010-nucleotide messenger RNA. RefSeq names its product putative proteasome component Pre8. The record is from RefSeq and is a predicted model, not a curated record. Gene Ontology annotation, cellular component: proteasome core complex; proteasome core complex, alpha-subunit complex. Gene Ontology annotation, biological process: ubiquitin-dependent protein catabolic process; proteasomal protein catabolic process. Lineage: Eukaryota; Fungi; Ascomycota; Sordariomycetes; Sordariales; Lasiosphaeriaceae. The transcript has 5 exons. The coding region runs from base 94 to 942 and encodes 282 amino acids.
ACAGCUCCCUUCGCACCACCACCCCCCAGACCAAAACUCCAAACACACUCGUACCUGCAACGCCAUCUCUGGAGAUUAUCGCACAUCACCAUCAUGGCUGACAGAUACUCAUUCUCCCUCACAACCUUCUCGCCCAGCGGCAAGCUGGUCCAGAUCGAAUAUGCCCUGAAUGCCGUCAACCAAGGUGUAACAGCCCUUGGCAUUAAAGCUACCAAUGGCAUCGUUCUUGCGACCGAGAAGAAGUCGUCGUCGCCACUCGCCGACCCGUCGUCGCUGUCCAAGAUCAGCCUGAUCACGCCCAACAUCGGCAUGGUGUAUUCGGGCAUGGGGCCUGACUACAGAGUGCUGGUGGACAAGGCGCGCAAGGUGUCGCACACUGGCUACAAGCGCAUCUACAAUGAAUACCCGCCGACGAGAAUAUUAGUGCAGGACGUAGCGCGCGUGAUGCAGGAGGCGACGCAAUCGGGAGGUGUGCGCCCGUACGGCGUCAGCCUGCUAAUCGCCGGCUGGGACGAGGGCAUCCUGCCCGAGGGAGACGAGGAGAAGGAGGCGGAGGAGGCGGCCGGCGGCGACGAGAAGAAGAAGCCCAGCGGCAAGACGGGCGGCAUCCUCAAGGGCGGCCCUAUGCUCUACCAGGUCGACCCCUCGGGGAGCUACUUCCCGUGGAAGGCCACUGCCAUCGGCAAGAGCGCCACGACGGCCAAGACUUUCCUGGAGAAGAGAUAUACCGAGGGACUGGAGCUCGAGGACGCCGUGCACAUUGCCCUGUUGACCCUCAAAGAGACAAUCGAGGGCGAGAUGAAUGGGGAGACGAUCGAGAUCGGCAUUGUUGGGCCCCCAGCGGACCAUCUGCUGGGUGUUGAGGGCGUGGAAGGGGCAAGAGGCCCGCGCUUCCGCAAGCUCACUCCGCAGGAAAUUGAGGACUACCUUACGAAUCUAUGAUGAGGAUGGCAUUUUUUCUGCGAUUGAUAGCAACUGUACACAAUACCGGAUAGAGAGACAGAUGGUCG